UGAGGGCGUUCAAUCAAUUUCAAGGGAGUGUGGAGAGCAAUGUCCAGCGCCUGGGGGGCCUGUGAGACCCUGGUUCUUGCUUACUCCCCGGGAAGGAGAAUAGAGGGGGUGCCGUGGGCAGGAAAGAGGGGGGGUGCAUAUGAAGGGUACGAAGGGUGUGAAGGGUGCCUUGUUAGACAGAAGAGACGGGGAAGAGUAAUCCCACCUCACGGUUUUUCACAGUUAACAAUUCCAUUCCCAUCGAUACUGUCGAUACUGACACCGACAGCGACAUCGGCGUCGACGUCGAAAUUGACAUCGACGUGGCGAUCGCAGGGAAAGCCACGUGUUUUGCUCAUCACGCCGUGCGUUGAGACACCGUUCUUUGGAACGUGGAAAAGAAGCUCGGCGAGAACAGUAGCAUCAGCGUCGGCAUCGCUUCAGCAAGGGCCUCGGAAUCGCGCAACGAUGUCUCAACCGGAGAAGGCCCCUUCCACUCGUGCCCUUGACCGCGAGGAGAUGGAUCUAGCGGAGAUCACAGAGAAGCUGCGGUCUGGAUUGGAAAUCAAGGACAGAACUUAUCUGCUCAAGACCUAUAAGUCGUGUUUUGUUGGGAGCGAAGCAGUUGCAUUUAUGAUAAAAAGUGGAAUGGUUUCGUCUGAAGAGGAUGGUGUACAUCUGGGAAAUCUGCUGAUGCAACAAAAGGUAUUUCAUCAUGUGGUGAAGGAUCACACAUUCAAGAAUGCAUAUCUUUUUUACCGGUUUGCACAAGAUGAGACAGAGAGGAGCCAUGGCAAAGUUGCAGUUGAUCAGCAAGGGGAGGCUCUAUCAUGGUUGCACUUUCUAAAACCAAAGGCACUUUGGGUUGAUGAAGCGGAAGCGGCGGCUUAUCAGCCAAAAGACCGUAGUGGAGGGUCAGCUGAGAAAGCAAGCGACCUCAAAGAUUCGGAUCUGCAGAAAGCUGCUGAAGAAAUAGAGGUUAGUCCGUUGGACAAAUACAACGUAGAACUUCUCGAUAAUGUUCACCCCGUCAAAUGGAUUAAUCCGAAGCCUGCAGGAAGGUACAACCUGGUCGUGAUUGGUGCGGGAGCUGGAGGUCUGGUGACAGCGGCAGGAGCGGCGGGAGUGAGUGCCAAAGUGGCGCUUGUCGAGAUGAACCUGUUGGGCGGCGACUGUCUCAAUGUGGGAUGCGUACCGUCUAAGGCUCUGAUCAAGUCUGCCAAGGUCGCUGCCACGGUCAGGAAUCCGACGGCAUAUGGUGUGGAUGUCAAGGGAGAGGUCAGUGUGGACUUCCCGAAAGUCAUGGAGAGACUGCGUCGGCUGCGUGCUGAGAUCUCCGUGAACGACUCUGCGAAACGGUUCACAGAAGACCUCGGAGUGGAUGUGUACUUUGGCCGAGGAGAAUUCAAAAGCCCGACUACACUCGAGGUUGCAGGAGAGGUUCUUCACUUUUCCAAAGCAGUGAUCGCAACCGGUGCAACAGCGGCAGUGCCGGACAUUCCUGGUUUGGAUAAGGUUCCAUACUUGACAAAUUCCACUGUGUUUAACCUAACGAGACUUCCUGCGCGAUUGGGUGUCAUUGGCGCCGGGCCAAUCGGCUCAGAACUGGCGCAGGCUUUUCAAAGAUUUGGGUCGAAGGUUGUGCUGCUGAAUCGCUCAAAGAACUUUCUCGGCAAGGAAGAUCGUGAUGCUGCGGACAUUGUUCAAGAUCAGAUCACUAAAGAGGGUGUUGAUUUCAGGCUUGGUAUUAAUCUUAAAUCAGUGGAGCUCGUCUCCGAAGCAGAUCCAGAUAAUGGAAAGUUCUUCCCCGAAAUAAAGGUAACGUUUCUUGAUAUGGGGCGCGAGACGUUGGAAGAGGUGGUUGUGGACGCGUUGCUCGUGGCGACGGGCCGUAAGCCAAACGUGGCAGGCCUCGGCCUCGACAAAGCUGGUGUGAAGGUUGAUAAGAAUGGUGUUGUUGUCGACGACAAUCUCCGCACGACACAGAAGAACAUUUUUGCUGUGGGCGACGUCUGCACGGUACACUUCACGACUUCAAUCACCCCCCAGAUGGAUAAAUCUGCUUGUCCUCUUCUUCUUCUUUUUCUAAUGGAAAAAUUUUCAAACCUCCUCGUGCCGUGGGUUACAUACACUGAACCGGAAGUCGCGCAUGUCGGUUUAUACGAGGAAGACCUAAAAGAGGCAAAGACGCCUUAUGACGUGUAUAUGCGUCAGUUUAAGGAUGUGGAUCGAGCAAUAGUGGAUGGCGAAACCGAGGGAUUUGUGAAGUUCUACACCAAGAAGAGUACAGACCAAAUCAUCGGUGCGACUAUUGUUGGAACGCGCGCUGGUGAUCUGAUAUCGGAAGUUACGCUGGCCAUCCAGUCGGGAAUUGGAUUGGGCCGAAUCGCAACUGUCAUCCACCCUUAUCCUACCUGUGCAGAAGCCAUUCGCCAGUGCGGCGAUGCGUACAAUCGCACUCGGCUCACGCCGAUCGUGAAAGCCGUCUUCAGGAAACUCAUGGGAGCACAGCGAUAAGCUAUGUAAGAAGAAGCAAUCCCAACACGCUAUGCUAUCGCGGACCGCUCCAGUUGUCAAGUUCUUUGUGAACCGUCUGUUUAUUCCUGCAGUCGCUUCCUUUAGAUGAUCAUCUUCUCAGUAUUUAGUAUGUACUAAAUUGCUAACACUUUCAGAGUUAAAAAAAAAAAAAAAAAAAAAAAAAAAAAAAAAACUUUCAGAGUUAAAAAUUAAAAAAAAACGCUUUCAGAGUAUUUUUCUGGAUUAGGCGAGAGUGUAAACAAUUUUAAAGGCUGGAGGGGGGGAAAGGAUUAAAAAAAAAUAUAUAGAAUUUAGACUUUAGUAAUUUAGAAUUUUGUAUUUACUAUAUUAGUAUAUAUUUAGAUAAGUUAGUUUAAUGGGAGUUAUUUCCGGGUAGCAACAAUAUGCUUCUGCCAGACUUGUGAGUAUAAAAAGUGAGGGGUUAUAAAAUGUUUUAAAUUAGUAAAAUAAUAAAUAAUAAAUAGUUUAGUGAUCUCCAUUCGUCUUCUUUAAACCAUAGCGACUUCCGGACCUGACCUGCUGCGGCUAACGACCACAAGUAAAAUUCCUGUUGCUGGAAGUUCAAGUGGGGAAAAUCUGGGCCUAAGUGGUCCCCACUUUUUAACCACUUUGUGGGGAAAAAAAAAGAAAAAGGAGACCCUUUCAGAUAGUUGCAGAGAAUAAUAAACAAGCUUCAAGAGGCAGGUCUGCACCCCUGGUAUUUGGAUCAUUUUGCCGAACUAAAGCCCUGUAUCCUGUAUGAGGGACGCUGGACCUGUUUUCCAGCAGCAGGUGCUUCUUCCCCCACCACCACCAACAGAUGGAGCCUCCUAUGUGGGGACCACUUCCCGCG
Messenger RNA from Chara braunii, 3349 nucleotides. Lineage: Eukaryota; Viridiplantae; Streptophyta; Charophyceae; Charales; Characeae. The record is from the annotation of a GenBank genome assembly.